AUGUCUUCCUCAUCGAACACUGCUUUCAAAACGCUUAUAUCGCGUUGCGACAAUACUAGUCUCUAUGAGUACACGUCGCGCUUCAUUCCAGAGCUGGCUCUCCUAGGCUACACAGAUGUAGCAGCGCGCCUGGUAGGCAGACUCAACAACUAUGACUUCUACCACGACCGACUCGGAAGCCUUCGGCCACUUUGGUUCCUUUGGGUGCUGCGUGCGAAGGAAGACGGUGCACCAUGGCCUGAUGGAGAAGAAGAUAAGGUGCGCCGAGCUGUGAGGGAUAGACGGGCCAAGAUCAGCAGCGAUGAUGCUCGAACGAGGAACGACGAAAUGAUAACACCAGAGGACUUACAGGAAGAGCUGCAACUUAUCGCGAAGGAGUUCGCGUUGAAAUGGUAUAAGCCGACUGUGAUGCCGGGGUCAGGACCUGCCGAGGCACUCCACGUCCAUGAGCUUGAUCGUUCACCCACUACUUCUCAGAUGCUUGAUAGUGCGAGAGACGCCAUCCAUAGUUUGGAGACUGCAAGUCCGGCACCUACGACCCGAGACGUGAGAAGCGGGCUGGUGCGCAUACUGGACCUGGUCUUAUCGGCUGAAGCAAACCAUGAACAGCCCGGGAUGGGCGAAACACUACGUCAGUCGGGCACCCCGCCCUCCCACGAGUUACUAAGUUGGCUGGCGCAUAGCUUUGGGGAACGUUCGUACGAGACUCAGCCAGCAAUGGAGUCCAGGCAGGCAUGGAAGCUAUAUAAAAGCGGAGCGCUGAAACAGCACCUCAACAUUGAUGAAGCAGCGCUCGCAACCUUUGCAAAGGACUUCGAAGACGCUUUGACCGAUCGACUCACGAACGGUCGAACUAGAACGAGAGCAGAUAUUCCCAUUCAUGAACUCUUGAAAGCGGCAGAAUACAAUACAAAAUACAAUGCCGAAGCCAAAGAAGUCAAUCCCAAGCCCGCCGAAACCUCGCUCUUUCACUCUCCAGCCACCGACUCGCAGAUUGAAGAAGCCGAAACACGGCUCAACACCACCUUGCCAGCCGACUACAAGACCUUCCUCAACAUCAGCAACGGUUUUGAUUCUCCUUGUGGGCACCCACUAGGCGACCUCCAAACACCGCUCCAUCCCGUCGAUAAACUGCGCUGGCUCAACCCCGCAGAAGAAGACUACUUCACAGAUCUCACGCUCGACCUACCCACUCGAUGGGAUAAAUGGCCUUUCGCACCCCCUCCAACUAAGAAGGCCUAUGCUUGCGACGAAGAGACAGAGCAUUUCCUUAUCGGUCGCGCAUUAGAAAUCGGUACGCAGGAGAUUGAUAAUGCGUGGCUUCUCCCGCCUUCUUCCAUUACGCCGAUAAAGAAGGCUGUGAGGAAGAUGCUGGACGAUAAGACUCUGGGCGAACGCGAAAAGAACAGUGUAAGAGUUGCAAUAAGGGAUUUCGCGGGUAGCGAAGAGGAAUGGGAGCAGAUGGAGUGGGCGUGUGUUACUUGGGCUAGUGGAGGGGUGGCGGCUAUGUAUGUUUAUCCGGGGUUUAGGGCGUGGCUUGAGGAUGUUGUUGAGAAGGGGAGGGUUGGGUUGGAUGGUGAGGAGGAGGAAGAGCAAGAAAAUAUGUUGAGGCGUGGGAUGUGGCUGGGGAGAGUGUUUCAGAAUGGAGAGAGCGGGGAUCAAUUGGACGCGGAUAGAGACGGAGAGGAACUGCCAGAGUGGCUGAAAAACGCGAUUAUAGCGGCGACACCGACAAAAAGUUAUUGA
Alternaria conjuncta is the source of this 1746-nucleotide messenger RNA. RefSeq lists its product as uncharacterized. The transcript has a single exon. The record is from RefSeq and is a predicted model, not a curated record. Bases 1 to 1746 code for a protein of 581 amino acids. Lineage: Eukaryota; Fungi; Ascomycota; Dothideomycetes; Pleosporales; Pleosporaceae.